UUAAAAUAUAUUUAAAAUUGAUGAUGGUAUAAAUUGAUGAGAAGAGAGUUGGAGAAGCAGAGGAGAAUGGAGGGCGAGGGAGAGUUGAACCAGGCAGUGCAGCAGCAGCUGAAUCUGAAGCAGGUGAAGAGCCGCGCUCUGAGUCUCUUCAAAGCCAUCUCUCGUAUUCUCGAAGAUUUCGACGUCUACGCUCGCACCAACACCACUCCCAAAUGGCAAGACAUUCUCGGCCAAUACUCCAUGGUCAACCUCGAGCUUUUCAACAUCGUCGACGACAUGAAGAAGGUCUCCAAGGCCUUCAUUGUCCAUCCCAAGAACGUUAACGCCGAAAAUGCCACCAUACUGCCUGUUAUGCUUUCCUCAAAACUCCUCCCUGAAAUGGAGACGGACGACAUCUCUAAGAGAGAUCAAUUGCUUCAGGGGAUGCAAAACCUCCCAAUUGCUACUCAAAUUGACAAAUUGAAGGCCAGAAUUGAUAUGAUUGCAGCAGCCUGCGAAGGUGCUGAAAAAGUCUUGGCUGACACUCGCAAAGCCUAUUGCUUUGGAACUCGUCAAGGCCCAGCCAUUGCCCCCACUCUGGACAAGGGUCAGGCUGCCAAAAUUCAAGAACAAGAAAAUCUACUCCGUGCUGCUGUCAAUGCUGGUGACGCAUUACGGAUACCAGGAGACCAGAGACAGAUCACUACUGCACCCCCAAUGCAUUUGGCUGAUGCACUUCCUGUCAAUGAGGCUGCACAAUCUUUUCCUGAUGGAUCUAGUAACAAUCUGUUUAUGAAGAGUACCCCAAUGCCAUCAAACAACAUGGGUGGCCAGAAUUCGUUGUUACAGACAUCUGGAGCACAACUUCUGGGAAGAUCAGCAGCGUCUCCUUCUGCUGCAACCAGCACCACUACUUUUGACAAUACAACAGCUUCACCAAUCCCAUAUGCUAAUUCACCUAGGUCUUCUACACAUAUGAUGAAUACACCAUCCCCUCAACAACAAACCCCACAACAGCAGCAACAACAGCCACCAGUGCAGCAGCAGCAACGGCAGAAACUGAUGCAGUUACCUCAACAGCAGCAGCAACAACUUCUUGCUCAGCAGCAACAGUACAGGCAAUCUGCAAUGCAAGGACUGGGACAGUUGCACGGACAACAUCAGAUGCAAUUUUCUCAACCACUUGGGCAUCAGCAAUUUCAGGGUAGGCAGCUGCCUUCAGGACAUGUUCAGCAUGGCAUUGGUCAAAGCCAACUCAAUCAAGGAAAUCAAAUGACUCGAUUAAGCCAGUUUUCCGGUCCUGCUAACAGUGCACUAUUCAGUGCUGCUCAAACAACACCUAAUACCCAAAUGAUUCCAAACGUUUCUGGCACAUUAACUUCACAGUCUUUUCUCUCACGGGUGCAGUUUGGAUUAUCUGGAAACAACCCUCAGCGAAGUCAUGCUUCCCAAAUGUUGAGUGACCAGAUGUUUAACAUGGGAGGUGGCAAUCCUGGUGGUAUGAUGUCCAUACAGCAGCAGCAGCAACAACAGCAACAACAUGGUUCACAAGCAUUUGGUAGCAUGGCAUCAAAUGCUCAGAAUCUACAAUCUGGGAUGGUGACACUUCAAAACGCACAACAGAAUCACCCCAAUUUCUCUCAACAGAGGCAGCAAAAUCCACAGUGAUUAGGAUUCGGCACGGAUGGUUUUGGUUUAGAAAUAUGGUUCACAAAAACUGAAUCAAACUUUUAAUUAUUUUUUGGGUUACCAAAUUGUUUUUAAUUUUGUUAUAAAAAAAAAAAGAAAAAAGAACUGAACUGGAAAAAACUGAAAAACUGGUUAGGCUAGUUCGGUUAAAGGGUUAAUUGGAUUUAUGCGGCAGGCUUGUAUAAAUGCAUUACAAUAUUGUAAACAUAUAUUAUAAUUUAGAAAAUAGUUUCUGCGAAGAGCA
Messenger RNA from Cajanus cajan (pigeon pea), 1912 nucleotides. RefSeq names its product mediator subunit 8 (gene MED8). The record is from RefSeq and is a predicted model, not a curated record. Gene Ontology annotation, cellular component: mediator complex. Lineage: Eukaryota; Viridiplantae; Streptophyta; Magnoliopsida; Fabales; Fabaceae.